AUGGGCACCUUUGUGGCUGGGGAGCUGCGUGGCCCAAAAGGAGCCAGGGGUGCUGGCGGUUUUGAGCAACUGAAGAUGAGGCAGCAAGAAGACAGAGAGGAGGACAAUGAGCCAGAUGACCACCGCAAGCGUCCAGUCAUGGUCACACCAAAGCCUGCUCAUCUUUCCAAGAGAAUGACAGAAGCAAGAGCCGUCUCUCCCCUGGCUCCCGCUGCUCCUGGAGAAGCGGCCAAAGUGGAGCAAAUUGAGGUGGAUGAGCGCCAGCCUCCAUCAGUGCUCACACCAGGGCCUGGAUAUUCUGAAGCUAUGACAGAACCAAGAGCCGUCUCUCCCCUGGCUCCCGCUGCUCCUGGAGAAGAAGCCAAAGUGGAGCAAAUGGAGGUGGAUGAGCGCCAGCCUCCAUCAGUGCUCACACCAGGGCCUGGAUAUUCUGAAGCUAAGAUCAAGGCAGAGCCACAAGCAGAGCUGCCCGAAGCUCAGAGUCCCAUCAUGGCAGUGAAGAGGAGGAACAAGGAUGACAUGAGAAGAACUCAAGAGGACAAUCUUGAUCAGCAGAGGGGCGAUCAACACAACCAGACCUACACAGGCUCUGUCACCAAACCUGCUGCAGCAGCAGCAGCAUUGUCAAUGGGAUCCUUUUCUCCCCAACCUGAGAAGUGGAGCCAGGGCAGUUUGUUCACCUCCCGUGCUGACCCAGCUGCUGCUCAGCAACAGGAGAUCGAGGGUGACUCCCUGGAGCUGCUGAGAAGAAUGGUGAACCAGGAACAUCCCAUGAUGAAAUACACCGAAUUGGGACAUAUUGGCAGCGGGAGUUUUGGAGAUGUUUGCAGAGCACUUACCAAUGCCACAGGGAGAGAGGUGGCCAUAAAGAAAAUAGAUCUUCAAGGACUGAGGAAGAAGGAACUAAAAGUCAAUGAACUCAUGGUCAUGAAAAUGAAUAGCAAUCUCAACCUUGUCAAGUAUUUAGACAGCUACCUUGUGGGUGAGGAACUCUGGCUGGUGCUGGAGUACAUGGAUGGAGGCGCCCUGAGCGAUAUCAUCAGCAGGACCUCCCUGUGUGAAGAUGAGGCAGCAGCCAUCAGUCGGGAGUGCCUGCAAGGACUGGAUUUUCUGCACUCGAACCACGUCAUUCACCAAGAUGUGAAGAGCAGAAACAUCCUUCUCAAAACCGACGGUUCUGUCAAGCUGGCUGACUUUGGCCUCUUUGCUCAGCUCACCCCUGAGCAGAGCAGACGGAGCUCCGUGGCCAGCGCUGCUGGGUGGCUGGCGCCUGAAGUGGUGACAGGCCAACCAUAUGGCCCCAAAGUGGACAUAUGGUCUUUGGGAAUCGUGGGCAUCGAAAUGGUGGAACGAGAAGUUCCUUACUGGAAUGCAACUCCUGUCUUGACUAAAAUCAUGAUAGCCAGGGGAGAGACACCACGGCUGCAGCAGCCCAACCGAUUCUCGCCUUGCCUGCGUGACUUCCUGAGCUGCUGCCUGCAGAGAGACGAGGAGCAGCGCUGGUCUGCCAGGGAGCUCCUGCAGGCAGAGCCAAAUCCAAAGCCCCCCCACCCGCUGUAA
Messenger RNA from Melospiza georgiana, 1560 nucleotides. Its product is annotated as serine/threonine-protein kinase PAK 3-like. Lineage: Eukaryota; Metazoa; Chordata; Aves; Passeriformes; Passerellidae. Bases 1 to 1560 code for a protein of 519 amino acids. Gene Ontology annotation, biological process: regulation of axonogenesis; intracellular signal transduction; regulation of MAPK cascade. The transcript has 14 exons. The record is from RefSeq and is a predicted model, not a curated record. Gene Ontology annotation, molecular function: protein serine/threonine kinase activity; ATP binding. Gene Ontology annotation, cellular component: cytoplasm.